Molecule: messenger RNA, 3189 nt
Organism: Neodiprion fabricii
Lineage: Eukaryota; Metazoa; Arthropoda; Insecta; Hymenoptera; Diprionidae
Product: glucose dehydrogenase [FAD, quinone]-like
Exons: 8
Coding region: 1024-2910 (628 amino acids)
Molecular function (GO): oxidoreductase activity, acting on CH-OH group of donors; flavin adenine dinucleotide binding
Source: RefSeq, a predicted model, not a curated record
AAAAAUUCCGUUCGUUCACAUGUUACAGAUACAUAUUUCAGAGAUACAGGCGACACGGCGAGGGACUUGAAAAAAUACACUUUGACAACUAUGAUGCAUCGUUUAGAAUAGAAGCUGCAUGUACCUGAAUAAACCACGACGUGGCAUUUAUCUUUUAAUAACAAUAUUGAACUAUCGUACAAUUUACCGCCAAUAACACCACGUCAUAAGAUUAUCGACAGGGCGACAAUCAGUCCAUUUCAAGACUUCGUCCAUGAAAUUAUAAAAAUUGCGCUUUAAAACCCUCGUUCGCUAAAGCUCGCUCGGGGUCGGAUGCCUAGUGUAACUGGUUUUUGUGCUCGUGCGCUCGCUUACUCGUUGUCAGUGUUUUACCAGAUGAUACGAGACUUACCAGAUACCUCACGCUCUCGAUGCUUGAAGAUUGUUUAAUGGGUGAUAAAUGUUAGUCCGCUAGUCCGUGAAGUCGAGUUUCAUCAAGUAGCGGACCUCGAGUGCAGUAACUACGAAGCGCUAGUCGUGGAGGUCGAAAUCCACAAGGCAAAGGACCUGGACAGCCAAAACGACGGAGCGCUUGUCGUGGAAGUGGAGUUUCAUCAGGUAGCGGACCUUGAGCGCAGAAACUACACAGCGCUUGUCGUGGAAGUCAAGUUUCACCAGGUAGAGAACCUGGAGCAUAGAAACUACGGAGCGCUUGUCCUGGAACUCGAGUUGCACCAGGAAGCGGACCCGGAGUGCAGGAACCACGGAGGUAGAGAAUCCGGUACUCGAAAUCUGCGGAGCGCGAUUUUUUAUACGUCCGCUCUACUGCGCGGUUGUUUCCAGACUGAGGAAUACGACGCAGUAUACUUGAUAUCCGAGUAUUAAUUUAGUUGUACAAGGUGUAGACAUUCAUAGGACAAGCGAGUUUCGACAGAAGAACUCCGAUCACGACUUUAACUGCGAUUCCAGUUGAUUGUUGAUCGUCAGAAAAAACGCUGUGACAAGGAAAUAUAUAAUUGAUAUCAAUAACGGCUAAUAUUCGAGAUGCAUAUGAAUGUUCAACUUAUCUUAUUGUUAUCUGUAACGAUGACUCAUCACCUAACUUUGGCACAAACAUGUAACGAGAGGCAGCUACCAGGUCCCACUUUAGUAGACAUGUGCGGUGAAUCCGGUACGUUGAUGUCUUUUCUGGACUUAGCCAUACGAAAGAACGAAAAAAUAUCGGGAAUAUGCGAACGCGUGACGCCCAUCGAGACACCAGAUCCCGAGUAUGACUACAUCGUAGUCGGCGGUGGUGCGGCAGGUUCUGUGGUGGCUGCAAGAUUGAGUGAGAUUUUCCAUUGGAAAGUUUUACUUCUCGAAGCUGGUGAUGAUGAACCCGCAUCUGCACAAAUUCCAAGUUUUACCACUGAUAUAGAAGGAUCCAGUUUAGAAUGGGGAUAUCUAACGACGAAUGAAAGUCACGCGUGUCUCUCAACGAACGCUUCUUGUACGUACGCCGCGGCGAAAGCUCUCGGUGGAUGUACGGUGCACAACGGGAUGAUAUAUUUGAGGGGCAAUCCAACGGACUACAACAAUUGGGCUGCUAUGGGUAAUGAGGGCUGGACUUGGGAUGAAGUGAAACCUUUCUUUCUCAAGGUGGAGGAUAAUGGUGAAAUUGAUAGAGUUGGAAGAUUCUGGCACGCCACGGGGGGUCCGCUUUUCGUCGAAAGAUCUCGUUAUCAACCUCCAUUUACCGAUUCUAUACUCAGAGCAGCGGAAGAGGCAGGAUUUGGCGUCAGUGAAGAUCUCAACGGAGACGAGACUACUGGUUUUGCAAUAGUACAAACCACUUCGAAAAAUGGAGUUAGACGUAGCAGUGCCACAUCGUACCUACGGCCUACCAGGAACCGUGAGAAUCUGCACAUUUCCUUGAACACCACUGUCACAAGAGUAAUAAUCGAGGAUGGAAAGGCAGUCGGCGUCGAGUACUUUAAGAAUGAUGAGUUCAAGACGGUUCGUGCCUUGCGAGAAGUAAUUCUAAGCGCUGGAAAUGUCAAAUCGCCUCACAUUCUACUUCUCUCGGGCAUUGGGCCCAAGGAACACCUCGAGUCCAUGGGUAUAACAGUAGUCAAGGACUUGCCCGGCGUUGGUAGCAAUUACCACGACCACCCGUACUUCAUGCUUAGCUUUACUAUCAACGAGACCGAUGUGUACGACAACGAUUGGGCUGUUGCUGCUGAGUACCUCGCCUUUCAGACCGGCCCAUUGUCCAGUUAUGGCAUAGCCGGGGCGAUCGCUCAUAUAGCUUCCACAGCAACAACCCCUGACUAUCCUGACAUCCAAAUAUUCAGUGCUGGUUACCAAGCUGACUGUGCGCCGGGAGAAAUUGGGGCUCUUCGUAGCACGGGGCGACGUACUGUAACCUUGUCGGCAUUGUAUCUCCAUCCGAAAAGCAGAGGACGAAUUAGUCUCGCCUCGAACGAUCCUUUUGAAAGCCCCUUGAUCUGGGGUAACUUUUUGAGCGAACCUAGCGAUGUCGUUGGUAUUUUGGAAGGAAUAAAUAUUGUUCUCAAGUUGACCAAUUCAAAUACUUUGAGAUCCCAUAAUAUGACAUUGUCAAUGUCAAUCCUCGAAGCUUGCAGAGAUUACACUUUUGCCACUACUGAGUACUGGAAGUGUGCGUUACACCAGGCUGUAAAGCCCGUAGGUCAUGGAACCGGAUCGUGUAAAAUGGGCCCCAAGCAUGACGCAAUGGCAGUUGUCGAUCAUAAGCUUCGAGUUCGAGGCAUCAAAGGACUGCGCGUUGCGGAUACUUCCAUCAUGCCUCAGAUAAUUACUGGAAAUACUGCGUCACCGACAAUGAUGAUCGGGGAGCGAGUAUCUGAAUUCAUCAAGGAAAGUUCUGGUCUCACUUCAGAAUCAAGAAUGGGAGUGGUACCUACGAAAUAAAUGUAAUCGCGUGAUUAGUGACAUCCGUUAAUGUAACUGGAAAUCGUUUUGUUUUUUAAAUGAACGAUAAAUUGCCUCUUCAAGACCAAUUGUCUUGCGGUAACGUAGAGUGCAUUCAGAGAUGACAAAACUUUUAUCACUUCAUUGGAAGGGAUUCGGCAAACACUGUGCAAUAUCGACGGAACAUGUUUCGGUAAUGGGUGGAACUCUUUUCUAGAGAACAAGAUCAUGUUUGAACAUUUUUUAAUUUGCGCUGAUUCUACUGACUCUUGUUUUAUU